Fundulus heteroclitus (mummichog) is the source of this 5820-nucleotide messenger RNA. It is a transcript of the gene grid2ipb, whose product is annotated as glutamate receptor, ionotropic, delta 2 (Grid2) interacting protein, b. The transcript is spliced from 26 exons. Bases 551 to 4849 code for a protein of 1432 amino acids. The record is from RefSeq and is a predicted model, not a curated record. Gene Ontology annotation, molecular function: protein binding. Lineage: Eukaryota; Metazoa; Chordata; Actinopteri; Cyprinodontiformes; Fundulidae.
UAUUAAUUAAUGAACACUGGAAGAAUACUAGUAGAAAAUGGAAGGUUUGUUAGCAGAAGAAGUAAUAGUAAUUAAAUCAGGUUAUAGAUUUUUAUUUAAAAAAUUGUGUGAGAAACUACAGUGAUAUCAAGAAACCGUGUUUGUGUACGGUGUGUUACAUUACCUUAAGCAUUAGUCAGCGUGAAAUACGUGGUCAUGUAAUGAUAAUGACAACAGCAUCAAACCAGCCCAUAAUAUUCUUCCAAGGCAACUGUUGCCAUGGCUAAGCUGCAUGAAUAAAAUAGUUUGUUGUGUUUCACUACUAUAAAAAGUUGUAUAUGUACCCUGGGUACGCUGCAGGGUGAAGGCCACCGUCUGGACACACAUACAGGUUGUUGUUCUGUCUCUCCCGUCCACGGCUGCUCCUAAAGCCGCGGAGCAUCACAGAACACCUGUUGGAUCUGGUUGCAUACCUGGCCGACAGCUCCGGUUACAUCCCUCCGGUCUGGCAGGAGAACAUCCCUCAGGAGCUGCGUGCACAUCUGUGGCUGCUCUUUAAAAAGUCCUCAGCAUGCCAACAUCCAACCAGGGCUGGCCGGAGGACUUUGGCUUCCAGCUCGGCGGUACCGGGCCCAGCUACAUCCUGUCGGUGGAGGAGGGCAGCAGCGCCCACCUGGCCGGGCUGCAGGCAGGCGAUCAGGUCCUGGAGAUCGAGGGCCACAACGUGUCCACUCUGGCUCCGCAGGCCGUCAUCGCCAUCGCUCAGACCCAGAAGAACAUCCCGCCCAGCAUUGGAGUGGUGUCUCGAGUCCAGCAGAUGGACGUGAUACCAGGACCAGAUGGUCGUUUUGGCUUUACCAUCGUGGGAGACUGCCCCCUGCUGGUGGAGGACUGCUCCCCGUGUUCUCCAGCUGGACGGGCGGGCCUGAGGGCCGGGGACUACGUCAUGGAGGUCAACGGCAUCCCCGUCCGGCACCAUGAGAUGGCCGCUACGCUCAUCAAGGGCUCCCAGGGGAGGACGCUGCGUCUGGGCGUGCUGAGUCUGGGUCCGAGGCACAAGCGCAGCACCAGCCUGGAGGACAGCCAGGUGGGAGGAGAGUGGGCCCGGCUGGACCGCAAGCACAAGGCUCUGGAGUUCAACAGGAAGGUGGAGCAGAUUCUGGGCAGUGAUCCGGAGGUGAAGGAGAAGCUCUUCUCUGUGCUGAAGCAGUACGCAGCAGAGAAGCGGGUGGAGUGGUUGGCGUCGGUGCUGCCAGAGAUCCUCACCACCGAGGAGCACCGGCAGCUCAUCUCCAGCAUCAGAAUCUUCGUCCCCAAGAAGCACCGGCAGCGCUUCGACGAGGCCGUCUCCCACAACGUCAUCAACCGCCUCUGCCGCAGCAAGAGCAUCAGCGAGCCGCAGGGCCGGAUCCGCCGCAGCCGCAGCGAGGACCACUCCGACCGCCGGCACGGGUCCAAACGGGCCAGCUCGGUGCCGAGGGAUGGAGGCGAAGCAGAGAGGGAGAGGGGCUUAAAGAAGUCUGGAUCUGGGGUGCCCACACACCCCCCGCUGGGACCCAAUCAGAGGUUGAUCCGAGUCUACAGAGGCAAAAAGAGCUUCGGCUUCACGCUGCGAGGUCACGCUCCCGUCUGCAUCGACUCCGUCAUCCCAGAUAGUCCUGCUGAGGAAUGUGGACUGAAGACAGGAGACCGCAUCCUCUUCCUCAAUGGACUGGACAUGAGAAACUGUUCCCAUGAGAAGGUGGUGUCCAUGCUGCAGGGCAGCGGGGCCAUGCCCACCAUGGUGGUGGAGGAGGGCCCGUCAGACUUCUCCUCAGACCAAACCGACCCAGAGGAAUCCCCGAGUCUGGCUCCCACUAUGGUGCCUCGCUCCAGGUCUCCAGCCCUCAGUUCCCUCCAGUGGGUGGCAGAGAUCCUUCCGCCGAGCAUCAAGGUGCACGGACGGACCUUCAGCCAGCAGCUGGAGCACCUGCUCACCAUCCAGGAGAGAUACACCAUCUGCAAGGCCCUGGAGACCUUCUUCCAGCACAGGAACGUGGACACCCUGAUAGUGGACAUCUUUCCCGUGUUGGACACGCCGGCCAAACAGCUGAUCUGGCAGUUCAUCUACCAGCUCCUGACCUACGACGAGCAGGAGCGCUGCCAGAGCAAGCUGUCACGCUUCCUGGGCUUCAAGAGCAGCGUUCUGCUGGAUCCUGACGGCGCUCCAGAACACCACAGACGGAGCAGCUCCAUGCGUGUGACCGGCUCGUCUUACCGCAGCAGCGUCAGAGAGAGGAGCUCAGACGACUGCAUCAUCGGGACUCACCUGGGGAUGGGAAUUCAUGUGGAUGAAUGUGGGAGCCCGGAGGAGAGGCAGUCAGGAGACGGGACCUCCUUCCCCGAGUCCCCCGACCUCAGUCAUAUGACAGGUGUGUACACGGAGCUGGAGAACAUGUACGCAGGGAAGAGCGUGUCCCCCGCCGAGCCUGAGGUGGCGGGGCAGACUGAGGCCUACGGCCGCUCUCUCUCCCCCCUCACGCUGCCCCCUCUCACAGGGAGCCGUAAGUCCGGCCUGACCCUCUCCUGGAAGGAGCCGCUGCCCACCACCGUCUACCAGAUCCAGCACCAGAGCAGCGUGGAGUCCAACCCCUACGUCAGCCUGGAGAGCCCGCCUGCCUCCCCGCCGCCCCCCGACAGCGGCCCCAACACGCUCACACGCCGCAAGAAGCUCUUCACCUUCUCUCGCCCGCCGCGCAGCCGGGACACCGACAAGUUCCUGAAUGCCCUGAGCGAGCAGCUGGGCCACCGGGUCACCCUGGUGGACGACUUUGUCCCCGGGGAGAACGACUACGAGGAGAUUGAUGCAGGUGGAUGGCACGGUGUCAGAAGAAGAGCGGGGGCCAUGAGCUUCCCAGAGGAGCAGGAGGCGGGCUUCAUGUCGCGCCGCCUCAGCAGCGGCAGCAGCGAGGACCACAGCAGCAGCGACGACGCCUCCUCUCCCACCUACUCCUCCGGUUCUGAGCCCAUCCCGCCGCCGCCCAACCAGAGCCCCCCGCCUCCCCCGCCUUUCCAGGCUCUCAUUCCCCCUCCGGUGCAAUUUAUCGACCCCCUGCCGCCCGUGCGCUUCUCCCCGGAGCACGUCCCCCGCAGCCGGAUGCCCUUUCAGCCACAUCACCCCAUCAUCCCUCCUCCCCCGCCUCCCCCACGGACGCUCCUGUCCAGCCGCUCCCCUCUGCACAAACCCACCAGAGAAGAAGUGGAGAAAGCUCGGCAGCGCUUCCGAGCCACGUCCUCCAGGUUCUCGCAGGGCGUGGCCCCCCUGACCUUCUCCACUUUACGCUCCUCCCAGCCGUCGCGGGCCAGCUACCUCCCCCGCCAGCUCAGCCAGCCCCAGCCCGUGCGCCAGCCGUCCCCCCAGCCGUCCCCCCAGCCGCUCAGGCCCAGCCAGCUGGUCCUGCAGAGGCACCACCAGCUCCACCACCAGCACAGCUACCAGGGCCCGCUGCCGGCGUCCCUGCAGGAGCCCGGCUCCGCGCAGAGCCAGCUCCCCCAGCCUCCGGCCUCCCACUCCUCCCUGCCCCCCCACACCACCAGCUUUGAACCCGCAGCACAGGACCAGCAGUCACAGCAGGCUCCGCCCCCUCCUCCUCCACCCCUGCCUCCACCCUGUGACCCCCCUCCUCUGCCUAAAGCGGGCCAGAACGCGGCCGACACCAAUCACAUGAGCGUGAAGAGGCUGCGCUGGGAGCAGGUGGAGAACUCUGAGGGAACCAUCUGGGGUCAGCUGCGAGAAGAUUCAGACUACGACAAGCUCAGCGACAUGGUCAAGUACCUGGACCUGGACCUGCACUUUGGGACUCAGCGCCGACCCAUUUCUCCUCCAGAACCAGCGUUCCUGCCAGAGAACUUGAAGAAGAAAGACGUGGUGGAGAUUCUGUCCCAUAAGAAGGCCUACAACGCCUCCAUCCUCAUCGCUCACCUGAAGCUCUCGCCCCACGAGCUGCGUCAGGUUCUGAUGGACCUGAGCACGGACCGGCUGGAGCCGGCCCACAUCAAGCAGCUGCUGCUCUACGCCCCCGACGAGGACGAGGUCAAGCAGUACGAGCGCUUCGAGCAGGACCCGGCCAAGCUCAGCGAGCCGGACCAGUUCAUCUUCCAGAUGCUGAUGGUGCCGGAGUACAAGACCCGCCUGCGCAGCCUGCUGUUCAAGAGCACGCUGCAGGAGAGGACGGAGGAGAUGAAGGUGGCCUUUGACUACAUCUACAAGGCUUCAGUGGAGCUGAGGAGCAGCAAGAAGCUGGCCAAGAUCCUGGAGUUUGUUCUCGCCAUGGGAAACUACCUGAACAACGGUCAGCCCAAGAGCCACCGCACCACCAGCUUCAAGAUCAACUUCCUCACCGAGCUCAGCACCACCAAGACGGUGGAUGGAAAGUCCACCUUCCUCCACAUCCUGGCCAAGUCGCUGUGUCAGCACUUCCCCGAUCUGCUCUCCUUCCCCAGGGAGCUGCUGGCGGUGCCGCUGGCGGCCAAAGUUAACCAGAGGGUCAUCACCACGGAGCUCAGCGACCUUCACGCUACGGUCCAGGACAUCAGAACCGCCUGCCAGAAGAUCCCAGCCACGGCCGAGGACCGCUUCGCCUCCGUCAUGAGCAGCUUCCUGGAGAACAGCCAUCCUGCGAUCCAGUCUCUGGAGUCCCUCCAGAACCGGGCCAUGGACGAGUACUCCAAGGUGGCCUCCUACUUCGGAGAAGACAGCAAGUCCACCAGCACCGACGCCUUCUUCGGCAUCUUUGCAGACUUCAUGACCAAGUUUGAGAGAGCGCUCAGCGAGACCCAGACUCCUGAGAACCCGCGGAGCCCCCGGCUGUCUUCUCCUCUGGCCUGGUAGGAGACCUUCUCCCCGGCUCCCCGUCAACCAAAGUGCCAAGAUCCCACCGACAGAACCGGAGGUCCGGUCGGCUGCAGGAAACCGGACCGACCCACAGCGGAUCACACCAGGGUUAGUUCUGGUGCCGGAACCGAACGAACUUCUAGGUGUCCACGACAAACAUCUGCUGGACAUCAUUUCCGUCUCCUUCUGUUCUAUUCUUACUAAAAUGUUCUGGUCCGACAAGUUCUGGUCCGCUCAGCAGCUGUUUACCAAGGCGACCCGCUCCGCUGGAGCCGAGCAGCGCCUCCAGGAAACCCAGCAGAGGUCUGGUCCACGCGGAGCAGCUGCAGACUGAAGCAUCGUCUGGUUCUGCUCACAGUCCCGACAUCCAGAACCGGAACCAGAACCUCUUCUGCUUCUAUAAAUGUUGUUGGUGCAUGUGAAGAAGUUCCUGAGCUGCUGAAGGUUCUGGUAAUCGGGUUCUUGUAGAGAUCCUGUUUGGACCCGUGAAUUCUCGCCUGUUCUGCGGUUCCUCAGAUCCAGACAUUUGCUCCUUUUCAGGCUGCUGACCCAUCCUGACCCGUUUCAGCGUGGUCUGGGUGGAUCUCCUGUCAGGACAGAACCGAGCCCGCGGGUCAGCGUGGACACACCGGGCCUGAAGAACCGGCGUGGCUGCUGAACGGACCAGGUUCUGCUGUCCUGUAGUGCUGUGUUCUCCUGCUUUAUGACCCUUCUAUGCACCGUUCGCUCCGUGGAACCCGUUUGUUAUUCAUGAAUGUUCUGAGAGAUCCGGUACCGAAGCAACCGUAGCAGCAGUGGAUGGCAUGUUGAUGGACCUGCUGUAAAUACGACACCCUCUGUGACUCUAGUAAGGUUCUGUACUGGUUCUGUUCUAAAUGUUCUCAUUGAAAGUGGCUGAUGUUCUGCUUGCUUUUAAAUAAAGACCAUGUUUGGACCUUUAAAGUCUCACUGAGACCAGAGAACCUGCA